CCGGAGCUCAGCGGGGCCGGAGACGGAAACGGAGCCGCACCCGUUACAGGUCGUUGAGAUGGAGAGCGGGUCGCCGGUCCCCGCGCUGCCCCCGGACGGCCCCGCGGCCCCGCCCGCUACGCCCUCGGCCUCCUCAGACAGGACGCGGGAUGCCCUCCACGUCUUCUACGCGGUCAUCUUCUCCGCCACCUUCCUCCUGGGCACGGCCGGCAACGGGCUGGUCAUCUGGGUGUCCGGCUUCCGCAUGACCCGAACGGUGAACGGCGUCUGGUACCUCCACCUGGCCGUGGCCGACUUCGCCUUCUGCCUCUUCCUGCCCCUCGCCGCGGCCCAGGCGGCCCUGGGCUUCCACUGGCCCUUCGGCCGGCCGCUCUGCAAAGUCUACAACUCGUUGGGCGGCCUCAACCUCUUCGCCAGCGUCUUCCUGCUGACCCUCAUCUCCGCCGACCGCUGCGUCUGCGUCCUGCGCCCCGUCUGGGCCCAGCGCCGCCGGUCCCCGGGGCGGGCCGCCCUGGCCGGCGUGGGGGCCUGGCUCCUGGCCCUGGCCUUGAGCGUGCCCCAGUUCUUAUUCAGGGACACGGACGGGGAGGGCGAGCACGUCCACUGCUACAACAACUUCGACCCCUGGAACGAGACCCGGGGGGACGAGGAACUGAGGUGGGAACUGGAGAAGACCCGGAUGGUGGCCGUGGCGGUCACCCGCCUGGUCCUGGGCUUCGUCCUGCCGCUGGUCACCAUCGGGGCCUGCUACGCCCUGGUCCUCGUCCAGCUGGCGAGGAAGGGCGAGCUGCGGGGGACCGGCCGGCCGCUGCGGGUGCUCGUGGCCGUGGUGUCGGCUUUCUUCCUCUGCUGGCUUCCCGUCCACGUGGCGUCGGCCCUGCAGCUGGUGGCCUACGUGCGCGGGUCCCAGGCCCUGUUCGCCGCCGUGGGGGUCGUGGGGCCGCUGGGCGUCUGCCUGAUCUGCGUCAACAGCUGCCUCGAUCCCGUGCUCUACGCCUUCCUGGGCCAGGACUUCCGGGAGCAUCUGCUCCGCUCCCUGCCCGCCUCCCUGGAGCGCGCCCUCGCCGAGGAGUCAGACCGGACCCCUCUCACGGGGAGCAGUUCAGGGUCCGGGCCCCCCAAGCUGGAGAUCCACCAUCUGUGA
Ornithorhynchus anatinus (platypus) is the source of this 1144-nucleotide messenger RNA. Its product is annotated as N-formyl peptide receptor 2-like. NCBI's taxonomy places the organism in Eukaryota, Metazoa, Chordata, Mammalia, Monotremata, Ornithorhynchidae. The record is from RefSeq and is a predicted model, not a curated record. Gene Ontology annotation, cellular component: plasma membrane. Gene Ontology annotation, molecular function: N-formyl peptide receptor activity; complement receptor activity. The transcript has a single exon. Bases 59 to 1144 code for a protein of 361 amino acids. Gene Ontology annotation, biological process: positive regulation of cytosolic calcium ion concentration; inflammatory response; phospholipase C-activating G protein-coupled receptor signaling pathway.